This is a messenger RNA of Prunus dulcis (almond), 1653 nucleotides long. RefSeq names its product SNF1-related protein kinase regulatory subunit gamma-1. The transcript has 6 exons. The record is from RefSeq and is a predicted model, not a curated record. Lineage: Eukaryota; Viridiplantae; Streptophyta; Magnoliopsida; Rosales; Rosaceae. The coding region runs from base 91 to 1371 and encodes 426 amino acids.
CUGAUUCUGAGUAACGGGGAAAGAGAGUUCUAGAGAGAGAGAGAGAGAAAGAGAGAGAAAAUUGUAAUUUGUGUGCGUUGAGAAAAAAAAAUGGGUGUGCCGGCGACGACGACGAUGGGGGAGAGUGAGAGCCCUCGGAGCCCAGAGGCAAAGCUUGGGAUGCAAGUAGAGGAUUUGUGGGACGUGCAAGAGCCACAGCUAAGUCCAACUGAAAAGCUCAAUGCUUGCUUUGAGAGCGUCCCUGUCUCUGCCUUCCCUCCUGCUCCUUCUAAUCAAGUGAUUGAGAUAAAGUCAGACACCAGUUUAGCUGAAGCUGUUAAAAUCCUGUCCCAACACAAAAUUCUUAGUGCACCAGUGGUGGAUGUCGAUGCGCCUGAGGAUGCUAGCUGGAUCGACAGAUACAUCGGUAUCGUUGAGUUUGCCGGGAUUGUUGUGUGGAUUCUGCAUCAGUCAGAACCUCCAUCUCCGAGGACGCCAACCAGCCCGUCGAGUGCAACCGCGAUUGCCGCAGCAGCUAAUGGACUGAAAGGUCUUGAUAUUGCAGGAUUGGAAUUGGGCUCUGAUUUUGCUGCAACAACUGCAGGAAGUUUCUUUGAGGCUUUGACCUCUUCUGAGUUUUACAAGAACACACAGGUUCGAGAUAUAUCUGGGUCCUUCCGCUGGGCUCCAUUUCUUGCUUUGCAAACAUCCAAUUCCUUUCUCACCAUGCUUUUGCUACUUUCCAAGUACAAGAUGAAGAGCGUUCCUGUUGUUGAUUUGGGUGAUGGAAAGAUUGAUAAUGUCAUCACACAAUCUGCGGUGAUUCACAUGUUGGCUGAAUGUGCCGGACUUCAGUGGUUUGAGAGCUGGGGAACCAAGAAACUAUCCGAACUUGGUCUUCCCAUGAUGAGUGCCGAUCACAUUGUCAAGGUAUACGAGGAUGAACCGGUGCUGCAAGCAUUUAAGCUGAUGAGGAAGAAGAGGGUUGGAGGGGUACCUGUGAUUGAAAAGGGUGGUAGCAGGGCAGUAGGCAAUAUAAGCUUAAGAGAUGUUCAAUUCUUGCUUACUGCACCAGAAAUUUACCAUGACUACAGAUCGAUCACAGCGAAGAACUUCCUGACGGCUGUUGAAAAGUAUCUAGAGACGCAUCAUGAAGUCUACCCGAUGUUGAGUACCAUGGUUACGUGCAAAAAGGAUCACACAAUUAAAGACCUAAUUCUGAUGCUGGACGCCGAGAAGAUCCACAGGGUAUAUGUUGUGGAUGAUGAUGGGAAUCUGGAAGGAGUCAUUACACUCAGGGACAUCAUCUCAAGGCUAGUUCAUGAGCCCCGUGGCUACUUCGGCGACUUUUUCGAUGGUGUUCUGCCGCUCCCCCAAAACAGCAGAGUUUAAGAGAAGAAGUCAUCAAGAACAACACUCCUUUCCACAAAACCAAAUGAGUAACCCUAUCUUGUAUUAUUUUGUUUUGCCUCUUGCGUGUAAUUAGUGUUUCUUCGGUUUGACAGGGUUUAGCCUUCUGUAUAAAUGUUGUAUCCACAAGCUCUCCUCCAAGCGAGCUUUUUUGCAGUAACAAUCUAAUAAUCAAGUGCCUAGUGCUGAGAUAUGCCAUUGUCACUGCUAGCUAGCAGUUCGCAACUUUCUGGUAUGAAAACGAAUCAGCAAAGUUUGGACUUU